Molecule: messenger RNA, 1260 nt
Organism: Xenopus laevis (African clawed frog)
Lineage: Eukaryota; Metazoa; Chordata; Amphibia; Anura; Pipidae
Gene: nt5c3a.L
Product: 5'-nucleotidase, cytosolic IIIA
Cellular component (GO): cytoplasm
Molecular function (GO): magnesium ion binding; 5'-nucleotidase activity
Source: RefSeq, marked provisional
GAUGCCUGAGUUUCAAAAGAAAUCCGUCCACAUUAAGGACCCUGAGAGAGUAGAAGAAUUAAUAUGCAGGCUCAUAAAAGGUGGUGCUUCCAAACUUCAGGUUAUCACCGAUUUUGAUAUGACCCUAAGCAAGUUUUCCCACAAUGGAAAAAGAUGUCCUACAUGCCAUAAUAUUAUUGACAACAGCAAACUUAUCACAGACGAAUGUCGAAAAAAGUUAUUUCAGCUGAAAGAAAAAUACUAUGCUAUUGAAAUCGACCCAGACCUCACUAUGAAAGAAAAAUAUCCAUACAUGGUUGAAUGGUAUAUGAAAUCUCACACCUUAUUGAUUGAUCAGCGUUUGCAAAAAGACAAACUAGCAGAAGCUGUAAGGGAAUCUGAUGUCAAGCUCAAGGAAGGCUAUGAAAUGUUCUUUGACAUACUCCAUAAGCAAAGUAUUCCAGUCUUCAUCUUUUCAGCUGGACUUGGAGAUAUAUUGGAAGAAGUUAUACGUCAGGCUGGAGUCUACCACCCCGACGUAAAAGUUAUUUCCAACUUUAUGGAGUUUGAUGAGAAUGGAAUAAUAACAGGAUUCAAAGGAGAACUAAUACAUGUGUACAAUAAACAUGAUGGUGCCUUAAAGAAUACAGAGUACUUUGGCCAUCUAAAGGACAAUAGUAAUAUCAUUCUGCUUGGGGACUCCUUAGGAGAUUUAGCUAUGGCUGAUGGAGUGCCAAAUGUGGAAAAUGUCCUUAAAAUAGGAUUUCUUAAUGACAAGGUAGAAGAACUGAUAGAAAAAUACAUGGACUCCUAUGAUAUAGUCCUUGUCAAAGAUGACACAUUGGAUGUAGCCAACUCAAUCAUACAGAAAAUUCUAUAAGCUGCCCUGAGGCAGGACCUUGCUUUUCAUAAAAAAAAAGAAAGGAUUUUAAAUUAUUUCCUGUUGUAAGGUUUUACAUGUAUAUUAACAAAAUCGUAAUAUUAUUGCAGUGACAACUAAAAGCACCUUAUUUUUCAGCAUGAUGCUGCUUUCUUAUACAGUGUCACAUUUUUUUAAACAUUUUGAUUUAUGCAAUCAUUUCAUUGCCUUCACCCGCCUCUUCCUGGAAAAAGGAAACAUUAAUAGUGAAUUAAUAUAUUUAUUUUCAUAUGUACUUUUAAAGUGUUGUAUUUUGUCUGUGUGUAAAUGUUUUCUAAAGGCCAACUAGUGUGCAUGAUUCCAAGUGCUGUUUUUUUUUUAUGUAUGUAAAACUUCUGCAAUACAUUUAUAAUUCAGUACUA